AUGGAAUCAGCUUUUUCAGACAACAGCGCGUCCGACUACCUGCCACUCAUACCCGGCCCCUCCAGCCCCUUCUCCUCCAACUCAUCUGCCUCCUCACGCCAAGGAGUAUUUCCCCUGCAGCUGAAGCUACAGAAGCAAAACCAGUUCCAGCCUUCGAUCCACUACUCCCCGGCACCCUGGGACACCUCAGGUCGACAGCAGGAUAUGUUUCAGCCUUUCUCUCAGCCCAGAGGUAUGACAGAUGCUGUUCCCUGGUCCUGUGGAUCAAACUUCUUCCAGCUGGAGACCCCCACAGCUGCUCAGGUCCUCUUUGGAAGUACAGAUGAAACUGAGGCAGGAGACCGUUCAGAACAAACGACCACCUUCUGUCUCAACCAACCAGAGGACGACGAGUCCAUCCUGGACUUCAUGCUCAACCAGUCGGACACUAGACAGCAGUUCGAGGAGGACGUCUUCAGCGGCUUCAGUCAUGAAGAAUACGAAGCUUCUCGUUUUGGGAGUGCAAAGUCAAAAAUAUACCUCACAGACGAAAAAUCAAUCAGGUCCUCAACACCGCACUCGUGCAAAUGCAAGAAAAUACCCCCAGAAACUCGAGAUGCUGGAACUCAAACUGCGUCCAAUCAAAGGGCGGAGACGUGCGACGCCUCGACUCAGUGCGUCUUUGUUGCAAAGAGCAAAGCGGCUCCCGGCUCGCGUCGACCACCUGUUGACGUGUCGGAGCAGCGUCUAGCCACAGAGAGGCAGACUGGCACCGCUGCAGAGCCGGAUGCUCUCACAGCGUCAUCAGAAAACUCCAGGAGCGAAGGGAAGCAGAUGCCCCGGAGCAGCAAGAAAUCGAAGCCCGGGUACCGAUCAGUCAUUAUGAACAAAUUCCCUGUGAGUAACUGUGGCAAAAUGAUCCUACAGAGACCGACAAACCCCUUUCUGGAUGCUGUGAGCAAUGGCAGAGGUAAGAACGGAGAGGAUGAGAAUCCGACGAAAGCUCCGUCAGCCGAAGGGAAAGACGAGGUCGCGUCUGGAGUUACCGGACUCUCAGAGGAGGCCGAGACACUUCAGGAAAUAGCCGACAUUUUGCUCCUGCUGAAGAAGAGGAAGAAGGAGGGAUGA
Messenger RNA from Stegastes partitus (bicolor damselfish), 1107 nucleotides. The record is from RefSeq and is a predicted model, not a curated record. NCBI's taxonomy places the organism in Eukaryota, Metazoa, Chordata, Actinopteri, Pomacentridae.